Molecule: messenger RNA, 3667 nt
Organism: Anguilla anguilla (European eel)
Lineage: Eukaryota; Metazoa; Chordata; Actinopteri; Anguilliformes; Anguillidae
Gene: guf1
Product: GUF1 homolog, GTPase
Exons: 17
Coding region: 300-2339 (679 amino acids)
Biological process (GO): positive regulation of translation
Cellular component (GO): mitochondrion
Molecular function (GO): mitochondrial ribosome binding; GTP binding; GTPase activity
Source: RefSeq, a predicted model, not a curated record
AUGGCCGCCUCCUUCAGCUGUCAUGUUGCACUAUUCCAAAUGUUAGGGAACUAUUUGAAAUAUGAUGAAUUCGUUUCGAUUCUGAAUGCCUGAUCUGUGCGUUUACUUGCUAGAUGAAACUAAAAGUCCUUUUACAUGGCGUACAUCUGUUUAAGUGAUUUGUGCCUGCACUGUUGCUACAUCAGCCAGCAAAAGGAGCACCUCGCAGCUCUCUAGUUUACUAUCGAUGACAGCGAAACUGGUUAGCUACUUGAACAGACGAGAAAGUUUACCCUGAGAAUCUUUCUGGUGUAUCCAAUAUGUCUCUGUCCCUAAUAUAUGCUCAGGACUAUAUGCUCCCUUUCGCAAGACGUCUUUUUGAUUUGAGGACAUGCAAGAUAAUACGAAAUAAACGAAGAUACACCACGGCCUGCACUGUGAUCAGACAUAGAUGGAUGAGAAGUGCGCCUGCCAUGUAUACGUACAGCUCCCGGCAGUGUAGCUCUAAAAGCAAUAAGGAGAAUAUUGAUACAUCCAAGUUUCCUGUGGAGAAGAUCAGGAAUUUUAGCAUCAUUGCUCACAUUGACCAUGGGAAGAGCACAUUAGCAGAUAGACUUCUGGAAAUAACUGGAGCCAUAGCCAAGACUGAACGGAACAAGCAGGUCCUGGACAAACUGCAGGUGGAGAGAGAGAGGGGGAUCACAGUGAAGGCCCAGACAGCCUCCCUUCUCUACACUCAGGAAGGCAACACAUACCUACUCAACCUCAUCGACACACCUGGGCACGUCGACUUCAGUUACGAGGUGUCCAGAUCCAUUUCAGCGUGCCAAGGAGUUCUUCUCAUUGUUGAUGCAAACCAGGGGAUUCAAGCGCAGACUGUGGCUAACUUCUACUUGGCAUUUGAAGCUCAGCUGACUAUCAUACCAGUGAUUAACAAGAUUGAUCUGAAAAAUGCUGACCCGGAACGGGUUGAAAAACAGAUAGAAAAGGUGUUUGAUAUCCCAAGAGAAGAUUGCAUAAGGAUAUCUGCCAAAUUUGGCACAAACGUCGAUCGAGUCCUUGAGGAAGUUGUCAGAAGAAUCCCUCCGCCCGUUGCCAGCAAAGAUGACCCAUUCAAAGCACUGGUGUUUGACUCCAACUUCGAUCACUACCGAGGAGUGGUGGCCAACAUCGCGCUCCUUGGGGGGCAGGUUCGUAAGGGGGACCGUAUCGUGUCGGCUCACCAGGGCAAGACCUACGAGGUGAACGAGCUGGGCAUUUUGCGGCCAGAGGAACACCCCACAGACAGAUUGUACGCGGGACAGGUGGGCUACGUGAUCGCAGGGAUGAAGGACGUGAAGGAGGCGCAAAUCGGGGACACGCUCUUCCACCACAAACACCCUGUGGAGGCGCUGCCGGGGUUUAAACCUGCCAAGGCCAUGGUCUUCGCCGGGAUGUUCCCAAUGGACCAGUCGGACUACAGCACCCUCCGCAGCGCAGUGGAGAAGCUGACCCUGAAUGACUCCAGUGUGACAGUGCAGAGGGACAGUAGCCCUGCCUUGGGGGCUGGCUGGAGGUUGGGCUUCCUGGGUCUCCUCCACAUGGAGGUGUUCAAUCAGCGCUUGGAGCAGGAGUACAACGCCUCGGUCAUCGUCACGGCGCCGACCGUGCCCUACAAGGCCGUCCUUUCCUCUGCCAAACUCAUCAAGGAGCAUGGGGAGAAAGAGAUCACGAUCAUUAACCCCGCCCAUUUUCCAGACAAGUCUCAGGUGGCUAACUACCUGGAGCCAAUGGUCAUGGGCACCAUUAUCGCCCCUGACGACCACAUCGGGAAGAUCAUGGCCCUGUGCCUGAACCGCAGGGCAGUGCAGAAGAACAUGGUCUACAUUGAUGACCACAGAGUGAUGAUGAAAUACCUCUUCCCCCUGAAUGAAAUUGUGGUCGACUUCUACGACCACCUCAAGUCACUGUCCUCAGGAUACGCGAGCUUUGACUAUGAAGACGCGGGCUACCAUCCAGCCGAGCUGGUGAAGAUGGACAUCUUGUUGAACGGCAACCCAGUGGAGGAGCUCAGUGCAAUCGUGCAUAAGGAGAAGGCCUACGUUAUGGGCAAAGCAUUGUGUGAGCGGCUAAAGGACUCCAUACCAAGGCAGCUGUUUGAGAUUGCUGUUCAGGCAGCUAUAGGCAGCAAGGUCAUCGCAAGAGAAACGAUCAAAGCUUACAGAAAAAAUGUACUGGCAAAAUGUUACGGAGGGGACAUAACUCGCAAAAUGAAACUACUGAAGCGACAAGCAGAGGGCAAGAAGAAGAUGCGGCGAAUCGGAAAUGUGGAAGUCCCCAAGGAUACCUUCAUCAACGUUUUAAAACACAAGGAAAAAUAGCAAGGGGCAUCGCAAUGACAGGUCUUGCCCUGUGCAAUUCUGGAGUGGGAAAUAAUUCACCAGUUGCUCGUCCUGAAAUGAUGAAGAGAGAAUAUUGAUAUUUAGACCAAGUCUAGUUCUAAUAAUCUACAUACACUUUUGAUUGUAUUCUUGUAAAUAAAAUUGUGGCCCAUAAUGGGAAUUAUUACAAUUUUUUGUUCAGAGAAAGAAACCGGUUGUAUUUUCAAACCAUUAUUUGCAGGAACACUAGCUGCCGUAAUGCUUUUGUGUGUGCAUUCUACUAAGAACAAUGUUUGAGUUUUAUUUUUUUUUACAGUGAUACUACUGAAGAAGAAAAAAGGAAUUUACCGAUUGUGUGCUGUGAACUGAUAAAUACCAUAGGCUCACUUGAAAGAAGUACAAUUUAAAGUAUUUUUUUUUAACAAAUUGAUUUAUUAGUCACCACAGUACAGACCCAUUGAGCCCUUAUGAGUACAAAUUGUGAGAAUGCAAAAGGGUGUGUUCUCGGGCAUGGGAGCAGAAGGAUACAUUUGUGAUUUGUAUCUGUUCCCCACAAGCAACAGUUCUCUCCCUUUGGUAGGAUUUUACAGUGCGACAACUUCCAGACAUUUACAACAGUGUCCAUCUAUUACCACAUUGUUGUGGGAGCGACUGAGAUUUCCUGUGCCACAUUUCUGUGUGGACACAGUGUACUCAGUUACAAGGUUCAAGUGAACCAGCGGAGUGGUUAAUAUACGAGAACAAAAUGCCUUACAGUUUGAUCGGCCCUUGCUGCUACAGUACAAAAUGUGGAGUAUGUUAAACUUCAUUUUUUUUUUUUUUUUUUACAGUAGUUAUGUACAGUAACUAAAACCAUACAUCCAUCAUGUGGUAAAUAGCGUGUCAAUCGCCUUGAUUUAUGUCAUUUGCUAGUGUUAUUUUCAAAUAUAUGUCCACUUUCUCGACAUGACAGAAAAGUGACUACAAUCUCCAGUUUCACAGAAAAAAUAAAACGCUACGGUCAAGGGUUGACAAUUUUAACAGCCUUAAGUAACCUUAAAUGCAUGUAACCUGCCAUAGUGGAACUACGUGUAAAAUAUCUGCAUAAAGUAAACACUAUCCCAUGCCCAGUAAACGCACCAUUCUACAGCACUUGAAAAGUUCAUCAUAAAGAGGUUUGUAAGAAUGCCAGCUUUAUCAAACAGGCUGCUUCAGUCUUCCUGGCCUCUACUUGGCUUACCUUGGAAUUUUUCCCUCUAAUGUGAUACAACCGAGUCCUGAGAGCUUGGAAACAGUGAAUAAAGUCAAUAUUUGAUAAUCCCCUAAGAUCUACGCAGAAAAAUGGAAAA